Molecule: messenger RNA, 752 nt
Organism: Arabidopsis arenosa
Lineage: Eukaryota; Viridiplantae; Streptophyta; Magnoliopsida; Brassicales; Brassicaceae
Source: the annotation of a GenBank genome assembly
AAACGAACAGCCUAUUAAGAAUUUUGACCGGCGAUUGUAAUGGCAGGGUUAGGGUUACGGCUAAAGGCGGCGAAAUGGAUGUUGAGGAGCGGAUCAGCUACUGUAUCGAGGGGAUGGUCGUCGGAGAUGGGGAAGGGUGUUCGUCGCUUCUCUACUGAAACAGAGAACGAUGUUCCAACUUCAGGAAUCAGUAGACCACUCGCUGAGAUUCUCAAGGAGCUUAACAAAAAGGUUCCAGAUUCCGUCAUCCGAACUCGAGUUGAAGAUGGGUUCUCCAUGAAAUACAUCCCAUGGCACAUUGUUAAUCGGAUCAUGAAUAUGCAUGCUCCAGAAUGGUCAGGAGAAGUUCGAAGUGUCACUUACUCUCCUGAUGGUAACACUGUCACUGUGGCUUAUCGCGUGACUCUCUACGGCACUGAUGCUGAGAUAUUUAGGGAAUCAACAGGUACCACUUCUGUAGAUGACAAAGGCUAUGGUGAUGCUGUGCAAAAGGCGGAAGCAAUGGCAUUUCGCCGUGCGUGUGCAAGAUUUGGAUUAGGGCUUCAUCUUUAUCACGAGGAUGCUUUGUAAUUAAUGGGUCAUCUUUUAAUUAACCAUGGGAAAGUGUAGUUUUUUGGUGUUCCCACUGCCUAGUAGUAGUAGUCGUUGAAGGUAAACUCAGGGAAGCUUAAGUUUUUGGUAUCUAAGAUCUGUAUCUGCUGAUAUUGUUUGCUUUAGGAUUUAAAAUCGGUUAAUGAAAUGAUCCUCAGAGG